AUGCGUUUCUCUACCGUGUUAUUGGGUUCCGAGGCGCUGACAUUGAUCAAAGCAUCGGGUCUCGCCAAGGGCCAUUCAUCACUAUUCAAAUCGAAUCGCCCGACAAUCACCAGCACCGUCACUAUACUCGAGACUGCAGUGUCGAAUUGCCCUGCUCCCACUUUUACGUUUUGUCCUGAUGACGAACUGAACCCUUUCAAUAUUGGCUCGAGCACAAGUGUCCGCACUAUAUCGGAAACGCCCUCCACAGUUGUCUACAACGUGUCGAAUACUGUCGUAGUGACGACCACCAUAACCGACACAGCAACCAUCUGUUACCUCCCGGAGCUUACGAGCGUCACGCCGCAGACUGAUGGUGUCUUGAAUACUGAACUUGGCGAACUUGGCCAACCAACUGAACAGCCUCUGCUAACUAACGCUAUCCCUACCCGGUCAUCUCUACCAACCUUUGCAAGCACUCUGUCUGGAACCACUGCAAAGACUACCCCGGAAUCUGGAUCGUCCAGCUUCGAUUCUGGAUCGUCCAACUUCGAUUCUGAAUCGUCCAACUUCGAUUCUGGAUCGUCCAAUUCUGAUUUCGAAUCGUCCAAUUCCGAUUCUGGAUCGUCCAAUUCCGAUUCUGCAAAGUCCAGUUUCAGCUCUGAAGCACCCUUUCCCAUUGGCAACUCGUCCCUCCCCACUGGUACAGGAUCCGUGACAGGCAUUAGCGGAAGUCAACUUCGACCUACAGGUUCAAUGAGAUCUACAGGUUCAGUGAGACCUACAGGUUCAGUGAGACCUACAGGUUCAGUGAGCUCCGUUAGCGAAAAGGCGACCAUGUCGGCCUCGGUCAGCCUCAACACAACUAGUUCAAUUGCAAGCUCGACAUCUAUUCAGAGCGCAAAUGCCACAAAGGAGGAAACAAAUACACCAGUCAUAGCGCCGGGCAACAUUUUUGCCGUUGCCAUUGACACCAAGCCACUGCCAGUCCAGUUUUCUUCUCGGGCUGAUCAUCCCGUUCCCCGUAUCGGUGUUCAGACCAAGGGGCCGCUUCAGACCAACAAGUUCUACUCCAACAUGUUCCUUGGAAACCAAAGAGACCCAGUUUUUACCUACCCGUACUCAGUGUCAUGGGCCGACGGUACCGGAGUAAGUGGCAGCUAUGGUCUGACUUGCUCGCACAUCGACGAGAAGCAACGUGUGUUUGGACCGCCCAAGCAUAAUGUCUCGGCGUCCUACUUCAUCAAUCCUAUUGGUAUCCAUUCAAUGAUUCUUUCGGCGAGAGAGCUUGGCAAGGGAACCAAGUUGACCCUGGACAGCAUGACUGCGUCUUCGGUCCGUGCCCACCUGAGCUCAAGCAGCUCCUCAGAGCCUCUCAUUUCAUUCCCUCUUGUUCAGGGAAUGGCCUACAUUACGGCUGAGUACAAUGGUGCGACACCUCUUCUGCAGACUGGCGUGUUCUUCCGAGAUGUCAAGCGGUCCACUCAGAAGCCCAAGAAGAAUGUCACCAAAUAUAUUUUCAUUUUGGAGGAUGGGACGACAUGGCGCGUCUAUGGUUACAAGACCAAAGGCGACGACCUUGAUCUUGAAGUCACCAAUAAUGGUGUGGUCACGUCGACGAAGCUUUUCUACGGUGUUCUCCAAGUUGUGAAGGAAGCUACGAGCAGCUCGGAUGAGGAGAGCAAGCUUUUGGAUCAAGGUGCCGGCAUCUAUCCCGUGACCAUGAACCUAUCUGGAGGUGUGCAGGGUGCCUCUGGAAGCUACGAGUUCAACUUUGAGAAGGCUGGACAUCCCGAGGGAGAGCUUUUGAUGUUUGCGCUGCCCCAUCAUGUCCAAUCAUUUGACGCGGCGACCUCGGGUCAACUGGCCAAGGGCGUUUCACUCAUGACACCGACCAAGGGUAGAGCCACAUUGGUGCAGGGUACUAAAUGGACCAUGGUAGAGCCUUCGAUGCCUGUGAAGCUCGGAUUUGCGCCUUACGACGCCCAGAAGGGCAGCGUGAGCAAGCUCUCGAAGAGCGCAAAGUCGACUAUCAAGGCUGCCGCCUCCAAGGAAAUUCUGCAAGACAUGAUCGCGGCGUCUGACCUCAACUCAAUGUACUUUAGUGGCAAAGCCUUGGCCAAGUAUGCGUUUAUGCUCUAUGUCAUCAAUGACAUGCUUGGAGAGACGACGCUUGCACAGACUGGGCUGGGUCAGUUGAAGACAGCCUUUGCCAGAUUUGCCGACAACAAGCAAAAGCAUCCGUUGGUACACGAGACGGCUUGGGGAGGUGUUGUAUCUUCGGGCGCCUACACAACCGGACAGCCACUGGAGGAUUUUGGCAACACCUACUACAAUGAUCACCAUUUCCACUAUGGCUAUCACAUUCUGGCAGCUGCUGUGAUUGGUCAUUUGGACAAGACGUGGAUCGAUAAGAACAAGGACUACGUCAACAUGCUGGUGCGAGAUACCUCGAACCCGAGCCCCAAGGACACAAUCUUCCCUGAGUGGCGGUCCUUUGACUGGUAUCACGGACACAGCUGGGCCACUGGCCUCUAUGCCCAGCUGGAUGGCAAGAACCAGGAAUCGUCUUCGGAGGAUAUGAUGCAUUCAUAUGGUCUGAAGAUGUGGGGCAAGGUAUCUGGAAACGCGUAUCUGGAAGCUCGGGCGAACCUGCAACUGGCCAUCCUGACACGAAGCGUGCAAAACUACUAUUUGUAUGAAGAAGACAACACAGUGCAGCCGGCGGAAUUCAUUGGCAACAAGGUGGCAGGCAUCUUGUUUGAGAACAAGAUUGACCACACGACCUUUUUUGGCAAUAAUAUUGAAUACAUUCAGGGUAUUCACAUGCUUCCGAUCUUGCCAGUGACUACGGUGGCACGCACGCCCAAGUUUGUCAAGGAAGAGUGGGAAAUGUUCUUCAGCAACGGGCGUUUGGACGGGAUUGACAAUGGCUGGAAGUCCAUUCUGCUUGGUAACCUCGCGACGAUUGCGCCCAAGGAGGCGUUUGACGUGCUUAGCGGGAAGAAGUUUGACAGCAGGUGGCUGGAUGGCGGUGUCUCGCUGACCUGGCUGCUUGCGUACUCUGCCGCUCUUGGCGAACUGUAA
Molecule: messenger RNA, 3066 nt
Organism: Beauveria bassiana ARSEF 2860
Lineage: Eukaryota; Fungi; Ascomycota; Sordariomycetes; Hypocreales; Cordycipitaceae
Product: glycosyl hydrolase family 81
Exons: 3
Coding region: 1-3066 (1021 amino acids)
Cellular component (GO): cell surface
Molecular function (GO): endo-1,3(4)-beta-glucanase activity; glucan endo-1,3-beta-D-glucosidase activity
Source: RefSeq, a predicted model, not a curated record